AUGCAAGAAGAUCGAUUGGAACUAAUUCCACGCAGCGAUUGGGAAGAGUGGCGCGAUUUGUACAAACGAGACUGGCCACGCCAUGAGCUAGCUUAUAAUACGGUGCAAAAUUACAUCAACUGGUCCAAACGCGACCGUAAAAUUAAAGACUUGGUGAUUUACAGCCUGAAUGGAAGUUGGCGGGAAAAUGGAACGUACGUUAUUAUUGAUCGUAUUGAUCUGUAUAUGUACACGAUGGAAGAGUCUUUGGUUAGCUUACGCCGUGCACUGGAGCUAGUGGACUGGGAUUACUAUUACGUUGCCGUGAUGUGUGAAUAUGAAACUCUUCUCUUCGACGUUUUCAAGCAACUCAACGUGCAGCUGUGCAUUGCGAGACCAAAUUACAUCUACUAUCUAUCCAAGGAUGAAGCACAUGCACUGACUGUAACCCUUCCGGAAGGAUUACGGCUCGCUUCGCUCAAACCGGAAAAUGCUCAUACUAUCAACGAUCAUUGGCCUCACCGGGAAACAGGAUCAGAAUUUUCGCUUGAACGUUUGAUAUGCUGGAACCCUUCGAUUGGGUUGUACGAUUCUUCCGAUAAUUUACUCGGUUGGUGUGUUCUCACGCAGAUGGGCGUUAUUGGAUCGCUCGGUGUUAUCGAAAAGCGCAAGGGAUACGGAAAGCUUGUGUUGAAAGGAAUAGUAAAAAAACUGGCCGAAAUGGGGUUAAGCUCGUAUGCUAGCAUUCUGGUUAAUAAUGAACCUUCCAAGGCUCUAUUUGAAAGCGUUGGUUUUAAGCUUAUAAAACGAGUCAAUUGGAUUCGAAACUGUGAGAGAAAGCUUGUAGAAUGGAAGUCAGGAGCGACGAUUGUAAUGGAGUAGCACCGCGAGCAACAUUGAAAUGACAUUGAAAGAUUACAAUAAACUAAU
Anopheles bellator is the source of this 909-nucleotide messenger RNA. RefSeq lists its product as uncharacterized. Bases 1 to 861 code for a protein of 286 amino acids. The record is from RefSeq and is a predicted model, not a curated record. Gene Ontology annotation, molecular function: acyltransferase activity, transferring groups other than amino-acyl groups. The transcript has 2 exons. NCBI's taxonomy places the organism in Eukaryota, Metazoa, Arthropoda, Insecta, Diptera, Culicidae.